AUGUCUUCCGCAUCUGACUUGCGAAGCCUAAUCGAGCAUACUUUGGGAUACCAGCUUAUUGGAGCGUUCAUCGCUGCCGUGACGUUUGCGCUCGAAAAUGGUUUAACAUGUCUCGUCACCCUCGUGGUGCAAUGCUUCUUCGCUCAUCGAGUCUGGCUUGUGAGCAGUAAAGAAACCAAGAUAAUCCCAGCCAUAAUAGCUAUAUGUUCCCUUGUUGGAUUUGGUGGUGGAUGCGCCUAUGUAAACUCCCUCCUUGCUAUCCUCAACGCGCGGGAAUAUCUCGGCAAGGCUCUCAAUGGUCCCGACAACAUCCGCACCAUAUCCGGACUUCGUUUCAAUAUUGGCUCUGCGGCCAAUUCUACCGCGCUUACGAGAUUUAGUAACGCUGCGGGAGCUAAUAUCGAGCUUGGAGCUGGAAGUCAAAAUGACCAGCGCGGCCAGGAGAGAGAGAUCAAGUUCGCCAAUUCUGUGCCACUAGAGCGCGAGAGCUCCUUUGGUAGGGUGUGA
Molecule: messenger RNA, 507 nt
Organism: Stereum hirsutum FP-91666 SS1
Lineage: Eukaryota; Fungi; Basidiomycota; Agaricomycetes; Russulales; Stereaceae
Exons: 10
Coding region: 1-507 (168 amino acids)
Source: RefSeq, a predicted model, not a curated record